Cimex lectularius (bed bug) is the source of this 2081-nucleotide messenger RNA. It is a transcript of the gene Mnn1, whose product is annotated as menin. Gene Ontology annotation, cellular component: chromatin; histone methyltransferase complex; nucleus. Gene Ontology annotation, biological process: negative regulation of cell population proliferation; negative regulation of cell cycle; regulation of transcription by RNA polymerase II. The transcript is spliced from 5 exons. The record is from RefSeq and is a predicted model, not a curated record. The coding region runs from base 362 to 2068 and encodes 568 amino acids. Lineage: Eukaryota; Metazoa; Arthropoda; Insecta; Hemiptera; Cimicidae. Gene Ontology annotation, molecular function: Y-form DNA binding; chromatin binding; transcription cis-regulatory region binding.
CGGAUAAUUGAAUGAAACCCAGAUGCAGAAUUUAUUAAACGUAAUAUACAAGAAUAUGUAUUUCUGUCUUGCCGGAGAGCAAGUUGAGAUUUUAUUUUAUUCGGAUAAAACUAAUGGCGAGUUGUAACAUCACCUUACGCGAACAGAGGUUCUACAACGUUUGGUUAAAUUGAUUAUUUCCAAAUAUCUGCUUACUCUCGUGUAUGUUUUUCUAAAUAAUCAAGCCGUUUUUCGACUAGGGAUGAGUGCAUCGAGAUGGGGCCGAUGGUCGGAGAAGUGUGAAACCCCCACAUGCGACAGGCCAUUCCGGCAAAAGGGAAAAAUGUGAAAAAGGCCCGGAUUGCACCAUUGUUGACACGAUAUGGCUAACCAGAUCGAGUCUGACCUCUUCCCCCUGGAGGACAUCCCCUCGGUGGUAAAGCUGUUCAAGCAGGAGCUCGACAAGGCGGACCCAGACCUGGCACUCCUCUCCCUCAUAGCGGGCGCCGUCGAGAAUUCCCUCACGUGCUCCAAGAACGUGCUCACUACAGUCGAACAGCAGGUCCUAGACGACGUCAAGAUCCCCAGGAUCCAGCUUCACAUCAUAAACGCGCUGUAUACAAAGUUUCACGCAAUCAUCAAAGGUUCCAUCGACGUGACCAAAUACGACAAGUUCGCGACGAGGGAACUCAUCAAAAAAGUAUCCGACGUCGUCUGGAACUCUCUCACAAGGAGUUAUUACAAAGACAGGGCCCAUCUGCAAAGCCUCUACAGUUACAUGACAGGUAAUAAACUUGAUUGCUUUGGAGUUGCAUUUGCUGUAGUUGCAGGAUGUCAGGCCCUCGGUUACAGCGAUGUCCAUCUGGCCUUGUCCGAAGACCAUGCUUGGGUUGUAUUUGGUGAGAAACUGGAAAACACGGCUGAAGUGACAUGGCAUGGCAGCGAUGACAAACGGGGACAAAGUAUAGAUUUGGGUGUCAAUUCCCGGUCAUGGUUGUAUUUGAACGGUCACCCCGUUCUCUGCAACAGGCACAUGGAAGUGGCAGCACUGGUCUCUUCCAUCAAUCCAUCCCUGACAGUCACUACAGAUUCAAUGGAAGUGUCUAUAUUUCAGCAACAUUUACUCUGGCUUCUUUAUGACUUGGGCUAUCUUGAUAAAUUUCCCAUGGCCUUAGGUAAUCUGGCUGAACUGGAAGAAUUGAAACCAACUCUGGGGCGUAUUCCCUGUUUUACAAUCCUUCAACAAGGCAUCAUGUCAUCUAGAAAGUUCUAUAACAACAUGCAUGUAUACCCAUACACAUAUCACGCAGGAUAUUUCUACAGACACAAUCUUUACAAACAGGCAUUCAAAUCAUGGGCAAAUGCAAGCGAUGUCAUAAAACAGUAUAAUUACUCAAGAGAUGAUGAAGAGAUUUACAAAGAAUUAAUGGAAAUCGCGAAUGAACUCAUUCCUCAUAUAAUGAAGGUCGUGAGUUCUGGUCACAGUGCACAUUCAAUACUGAAAGAUCCAGAAUGUUUUGCCGAUUUGUUGAGGUUUUAUGAUGGCAUCUGCCAAUGGGAAGAAGGGAGUGCGACGCCUGUCCUUCACAUUGGUUGGGCCAAGCCCCUUGUUAAUACAAUCUCAAAAUUUGAUGCGGAAAUUAGGGGGCAAGUCAAUAUUACAAAUGCUGCUGAGGUUUUCAACAAUAACAAUGACCUGUGCACAACUUUAGAAGGAAAGAGUCGUGGUUUUAUCGAUCUAGAUACAAAGAGUGUUACAACUGAUGACCUUGACCCUAAAAUAAAAGCUUUGACAGCAGCGUGUGGUGAAAAAAUCUUAAACCGUGAUUUUCUACUCCAGGGUGGUGGUGAGCCAUUCGUCGGAGAAGAGGAAGCUACGACGUCAUUGUCUAAGAUUGAAAAGGCAAACCCAAAACUGAUCCUAUACAGUCAGAAAAUGCGUGGUCUUAAAGACCUUUUGCUAGCCGAGAAACUGAAUACGAGUGCAAUUUCUCUACAACUUACCGCACAGAGUCAAGUUCAGUUCGGCAAGAAAGGUAGAGAUGAGACGUCAGUGGGAUCCAGGCCAAAGAGAUCUCGGCGGGAAUAAAAUUCGAACAAGA